AUGGAGCAGCCCCAGGCGAGACCCUCCUCCUCCUCGGCGGGGGGCAAACCGCAGGACUCGGGCGUCCUCACACGCGAGGACUUUGACGGCGGACCCGUGAGUAUCGACGAGGUGGACACGGGCCUGUUUCUGGGCAACCUGACUGCGGCCACGCACAUGGAGACGCUGCGCUCCUUCAAGAUCACGCACAUCCUCACGCUGGACUCGGUGCCCCUGCCGCAGCACAUCCUGGAGGCCAGCUUCCUGACCACCAAGUACAUACAGAUUGCCGACAUGCCGCGCGAGGACAUCCUGCAGCAUCUGGAGGGCUGCGUGGACUUCAUCAGCACCGCUUUGGCCCAGCAGGGCAACGUUCUGGUCCACUGCUACUUUGGCGUGAGUCGCAGCUCCUCCACGGUGAUCGCCUACAUGAUGAAGCGUCACAACCUGGACUUCCUGCCCGCCUACGAGCUGGUCAAGUCCAAGCGCCGCUUCGUCCAGCCGAACGCGGGCUUCGUUAGCCAGCUGAAGCUCUUCCGUCGCAUGGGCUGCAAGAUCGAUCCCAAUUGCCAGCGCUACAAGAUUCACCGGCUGCGCCUGGCCGGCGAGCAGAUGCGCAAGGCCAAGAUCCUGCCGCAGAGCUUCCACAGCGUCGUCCGUCCGGAUCCGGAUAUCACGCGCGAGAACCCCGAGCCGAUCGUCUUCCGCUGUCGUCGCUGCCGCCGCGUCCUGGCCUCCAAGUCGCACGUGCUGGAGCACAAGCCGCGUGACAGGGCGCCGCAGGAGAAAGAGGCUCCUGGCCAGGAUCAGCCAGAGAAUGCCAUCGCACCGAAUGCUCCGAUGCUGGAGCAGCUGGCCGAGCGCCUACGCCAAUCCUCGCUCGGUUCGCCCGGCCACGAGGCCACCAAUGCCAACCAAUGCCGCAGCAUAUUGUUUGUGGAGCCCAUUGCCUGGAUGCACCGCAUCAUGCUGAACACCCAGGGCCGGCUCUACUGUCCCAAGUGCGAGCAGAAGCUGGGCAACUUUAGCUGGAUAAACGCCUGCAAGUGUCCCUGCGGCGAGACAAUGACGCCUGCAUUUUAUCUCAUACCUUCCAAGGUGGAGCUCUCCAAGGCCGUGCAGAAUGUGCAGACCACAGUUUAGGAGCACGAAAAAGAGCGAGAUGGCAAUCCCUUGAAGGGAGCACGGAACCACAUUGAAGGGCAUGGAAAUAUGUUUAUGUAGAGCGAUCUAAGAACAACUGCAUUCCUCGUUUUUUGUCCCUAACAUGUGCUAUUUUCAUAUGUUAAGAAAAGAUGAAGGGGUAGCAAAUUGUGCUUAGAAC
This is a messenger RNA of Drosophila takahashii, 1303 nucleotides long. RefSeq names its product MAPK Phosphatase 4 (gene MKP-4). The record is from RefSeq and is a predicted model, not a curated record. Gene Ontology annotation, molecular function: protein tyrosine/serine/threonine phosphatase activity. Gene Ontology annotation, cellular component: nucleus. Gene Ontology annotation, biological process: protein dephosphorylation. NCBI's taxonomy places the organism in Eukaryota, Metazoa, Arthropoda, Insecta, Diptera, Drosophilidae.